This is a messenger RNA of Cuscuta epithymum, 1398 nucleotides long. NCBI's taxonomy places the organism in Eukaryota, Viridiplantae, Streptophyta, Magnoliopsida, Solanales, Convolvulaceae. The record is from the annotation of a GenBank genome assembly.
GCUGAAUAAUCAUUUCAAAAGGCACCCCAAGGUAGGCAAUGCGGCCCUCGAUAAGGCAGGAAGGAAACUGAUUGAGAAGCCCGCGGGUUCUGAGAAAGUAAUCGCUAUUAAGGAAGCGACGCUGCCCGAGGAGCUCUACUUGUUAGGAUUCCGAAGAUACCGUCUCCCGGGGGAAAAGGACGAAAAAUACCCUAGAAUCGACCGAGGGUAUCUGAAUGCCAGAGGUGACAUAAUGGAUGUCCAAGCCUUCGCCCGAUUGACAAAGAAGCUGGCCAAGGUGCCGAAGAAGAAGAAAGACGAGGGGUCCCCGAACCAGCCCCUCGUUGAUGAGGCGUUGAAGAAAGCAGGGACCGCCAAGGUCCCGGAGGGUGGGGGCCCCUCCCAAAAACCCGCUGCUGAUUCCGGUGCUGGUGCCGGAGGCUCCCAAGACGGGGAGCUAAAGCGAAAAAAUGCUGGGAAGGGGGUCAUGCCCCCGGAGAAGAAGAAGAAGAAGAUGGGGGGGCCGAGAAGACAGACGCCCCUGUCGUCAUCGUCGAAGAGCACUCUUCCUCCUCCCCUUCGGGAAAUAUCCUCCCUCCUCCCGGGGGCCAGGAUAACAGCCUGGCUUGGCCCCGGGAUGAUGUGCAGUUCUCUAUCACCAAGGGAACUGCCAUCAUGCAUGGCACCCUCAACCCGAGGGAGUUCCUAAAGGGUGCCACGCCCCCGACUGACAAGUCGGUGCUGUCGAGGGCCAAGGAUGACGCCCUCAGCGCCAAAGUGCUCCAAGCCUCUGUCACCGCUGCCCUCGGUCUUGGAGAGCUGCUCCAGAGGAUGGAGCAAUAUCAGGCGCAGAAGCGCCAGGCUGAUGAGGCCCUGGCGGAGUCCCGGCGGCAACUUCAAGAAGCUCAAGAGACCCUUCGGCUGGAGAAGAUGGCGUUCAAUAGCAUCCUCGAGAAUAACAGAGUGAUCGCCAGAGCCGAGGGGAAGGCUGACGCAGAGAGGGCCGCUGCCGAAGCAGCCAAGAUUGCCGCCGAGGAGGCCGAGGCAGCCAAGAAGGAAGCUGUCGCCGAGGCUGAGAAGAACGCCGUCGCCGCCUUUGUCGCUGAGGGCUGGAGGGCCGAGGACCGGAAAGAAUGGGUGGCCUCGGUCAUAGAGCAGGGCGUCGAGGGCUGGGUGGCAGGCCCCGGAUCUGAGUGGAUGGCCCUGAAGGGCAAAAACUAUUUUGACGGGGGCGAAUUUUUUACCCAGCGUCUGAUCUACAGGAAGCUGGCCGGCCACUUUGGCGUUGACCCUAGCCACUUCGAUCCCUCGGCCUACGGCCUUCCUCCUCGUCAGCCUGAUGUCCGGAAUCCCCUCCCGGAGGGCGAAGAGAGGCGCCAGCUCUCGGAUUCUGAGUUGAUGAGGGAAUGCGGCCUCGCA